Messenger RNA from Paramuricea clavata, 559 nucleotides. The record is from the annotation of a GenBank genome assembly. NCBI's taxonomy places the organism in Eukaryota, Metazoa, Cnidaria, Anthozoa, Malacalcyonacea, Plexauridae.
AUGGCGCAAUUGCUGCGAAGCUACAUGAAGCAGGUAGAGAGUUUGCUUCACUUGAUUCGAGCGAGCAGACAGGAAGAGUGGGAACUUCACCUUGGUGCUCUUGAAGAGAAUAUCAAAUUCUAUUUUGCGCAUGAUCUUUACAAAUAUGCUCGUCUCGUACCAGUUUAUCUUGACCAAAUGCAGCGGCUUAAGGACACUGACCAGGAAACCUGGAAGGCACUGGAAUGUGGCGACUUCAUGGCAGCGAAAUGGGGGAUAUCAUUAACAAAACUGUUCGUGGAUCAAACAUUAGAACAGUUAAUCAGAGAACUUAAGGUAGCGGGAGGGAUAACUGGCAUCACACAGAAUGCAGGUGCACUCGAUAGAUUUUUCUUGAUCGCCCCUGAGUUAAUCAAGCCAAUCAAAGAUUUCCACGAUUCUUACUGCACAGAUAGCGACCAACCAGCAACCAAGGAACAAUAUCAGCUGAGUGGCUCAAUGGCAGUUGGAACCGAGAAAAGUAAAGUUUUACUAAACCUCCACGCCUUUAUCGGUGCUGACUGGGGAGGGAAAUUUGCAG